This is a messenger RNA of Acanthamoeba castellanii str. Neff, 1032 nucleotides long. Its product is annotated as X7, putative. Lineage: Eukaryota; Discosea; Longamoebia; Acanthamoebidae. Bases 1 to 1032 code for a protein of 343 amino acids. The record is from RefSeq and is a predicted model, not a curated record. The transcript has 7 exons.
AUGGAGCUUCCGGUGUUCGACAUGGCCCCCUUCCUCACUGCUGGCGCCUCCAGCGAUGAAGUGCAGACCCUCUGCCGCCAGAUGGCCGAAUGCAUGCACGAGUCGGGCGUCCUCAUCGUCAAGGACCCUCGCGUAUCGAUGCAGGACAAUGAGACCUUCCUCUCCAUGCUCGAACGCUACUUCGAGCAGCCCGCCGAGAUCAAGAAGCAAGACGAGAGGCCGGAGAUCUACUACCAGGUCGGCGCCACGCCCGAGUUCAUCGAGAACGCGCGCUGCGGCAAGGAGCCCGAGUGCCUCAACCGCAUCGACGAGAUGCCCGAGGAGGACAGGCCGCACAAGCCCCUGUGCCCCGACGCCAAGGAGCGCUUCUUCUGGCGCAUGGGCGAGCGCCCCGAGAAGACCGAGUUCGCCUCCCUCAACGCCGAGCCCGUGGUGCCGGCCAACUUCCCCGAGUGGUCGACCGUGAUGAACCAGUGGGGCUCGAAGCUGCUCACGGCCGUGUCGACCGUGGCCGAGAUGCUCGCGCUCGGCCUCGAGCUCGACCAGCACGCCUUCACCCAGCUCAUGCACUGCGCGCCGCACCUGCUCGCCCCGACCGGCACCAACCUGGCCAAGCACGGCGCCAAGGACACCAUCUACGCCGGCUUCCACUACGACCUCAGCUUCCUCACCAUCCACGGCAAGUCGCGGUUCCCCGGCCUCUACAUCUGGCUCAGGACCGGCAGGAAGAUGCUGGGCGGCAAGCAGCUGGAGAUUCUCACGGGUGGCCACGUCGAGGCCGGCUACCACGAGGUCGUGUGCGCCCCCGAGACCCUGACCGCCAUCGAGAAGGCCCGCGAGAGCGGCAGGUCGCUGUACCGCAUCUCGUCGACGCUGUUCUCGCACAUCGCGUCGGACAACGUGAUGCAGCCGCUGGGCAAGUACGGCGAGAGCGAGGCCGUGCGCGCCAAGUACCCGCCCAUCAAGGCCGGCCACCAGGUGCAGGCCGAGCUCAACGCCAUCAAGCUCGCCGCCGUCAAGCAGGACGCCUGA